This is a messenger RNA of Oncorhynchus gorbuscha (pink salmon), 5324 nucleotides long. It is a transcript of the gene oca2, whose product is annotated as oculocutaneous albinism II. The transcript has 24 exons. The coding region runs from base 81 to 2558 and encodes 825 amino acids. The record is from RefSeq and is a predicted model, not a curated record. Gene Ontology annotation, cellular component: melanosome membrane. Gene Ontology annotation, biological process: melanocyte differentiation; melanin biosynthetic process; transmembrane transport. NCBI's taxonomy places the organism in Eukaryota, Metazoa, Chordata, Actinopteri, Salmoniformes, Salmonidae.
ACACCAUCACUAUCAACAGAAUUGCGCCUCACAGCAUACAAUUUUAAAGACCCUGUGUGGGACUACUCUCCAGUCUCAACAUGUAUCUGGAAAAUAAGAGCGACCUGGACCUGAAGUCCCCAGCAGCAGCCCCUGGCCUCCAGGGAAGGUCCAGUCUGAGGACAGCGGAGGCGGUGGCAGGGGGCUACGGCGAGGUGGCGGGGAACUUUGGAGGUCUGCGUCUGCUGGAGGAGUUCUCAGGAAGGAUAGAGUCUCAGAAACUACAACAGGCCUCCGCCAGAUCCCCGGGGAUCUGUGUUAUGCAUGCUGAAGACAGACAGAGCUUCAGUAUGGUCAACUUUCUGAAGGGAAACACCAACCAGACGAUGUCUAACCACACAGAGAGAUCUCCCCUCAUCAGGUUCUCCCAAGAUGACAGUAUAACAUACAUGACCCUGUAUGACGGGGAGGAGACGUGGGACAACAGCAGUUUGGAGCUGGAUAGGAGGUGUCGUCUGGGGAGUGAGGUCACCAGCCUGUCCCUGUCACGAUCCUCCUCCACAGAGAAAGACCCUCUGGACGUACACCUAAACUUCAAAUUGUCCAACAGCAUGAGAUCUUGCAUCUCCAUCUUUAAAAUCGCCUGUAUCUUCACCUUUGUCGUCCUCAUGUCUUUGUUCUUCAGUAUGUAUCCAGACAGAGACAACCCGUGGAGGAUGCUGGCUGUCUCCCCCACAGAGAGCUUCUCUUUGAACCUGACGGAUUUCCGUGACAACGCCUUGCUGAAGCUGCAGGUGGGUGGGCCUUUCGUGAGUGGCAUGGUGGAUCUGACCAAUGAGGAGUACAUCCUUAUUCAGGUGGAGCAGACUGAAGAGGCGGGGCCACUCCACCCACGGAGUCAACAGGUGAUCUACAACUGGACCAUACGUCUGCAUUCUGAACGGAGUGACCAGGUUAUAACAACUAAAACAUUUGAGAUGUUGAGCAGUGACCCCAUCAUCAUUACGGUGCAGGCGUUCGUCCAGGACAACACCAUGGUCCCUCUCUCCAUGACCCACCAGUCGCUCUACGUCACCAGGGAAAGGCAGGUGGUCAUUGCUGCAGUCAUCCUGGGGGGAGUUUACGUCCUCAUCAUCUUCGAGAUUGUCCACCGUACUCUGGCGGCCAUGUUGGGAUCUCUGGCUGCCCUGGCUGCUCUGGCCAUGAUCGGAGAUCGUCCCAGUCUGAGCACUGUGGUGGAGUGGAUCGACUAUGAAACUCUGGCUCUUCUGUUUGGCAUGAUGAUUCUAGUUGCCAUCUUCUCAGAGACUGGUUUCUUUGACUACUGUGCUGUGAAGGUAACCAUCAUCAAACCAGACCUGCUCUGCAAACUGGAUGAAGCAUCUCAAGCUUUCUGUGGUUUCUACAGUAUAAUAACCAUCAGGUUAUGUGAGGUCCUCAACCUUGACCCCAGACACGUCCUGAUAGCUGAGGUGAUCUUCACCAACAUCGGAGGAGCAGCAACAGCAGUCGGGGAUCCCCCCAACGUCAUCAUCGUCUCCAACCAGGACCUCCGGAAGAGUGGGAUAGAUUUUGCUAGUUUCACAGGCUACAUGUUCCUGGGGAUCUGUCUGGUCCUCCUCACCUCCUUCCCUUUCCUUCGCCUACUUUACUGGAACAAGAAGCUGUACAACAAGGAGUCCAGCGAGAUCGUCGAGCUGAGGCAUGAAAUCCGUGUAUGGAGGCAGACGGCCCAGCGUAUUAGCCCGGCCAGCAGAGAGGAGACGGCUGUCAAGUGUCUACUGAUGCAGAAGGUCCUCAACCUGGAGAGCGUGCUCCGCAAGCAACUCAAAACCUUCCAGAGACAGAUUUCUCAGGAAGAUAAGAACUGGGAGAAUAACAUUCAGGAGUUGCAUAAAAAGAACAGAAUAACAGACCGAGUCCUCCUGGUGAAGUGUAUAUCUGUGCUGGGGGUCGUCAUCUUCAUGUUCUUCCUGAACUCCUUUGUUCCCAGCAUUCAUCUGGAGUUGGGUUGGAUAGCUAUCUUUGGGGCCCUGUGGCUGCUGGUGCUGGCUGACAUCCAGGACUUUGAGAUCAUUCUGCACAGAGUGGAGUGGGCCACACUGCUGUUCUUCGCUGCUCUGUUUGUUCUCAUGGAGGCUUUGGCCCAGCUACAGCUUAUCGACUAUAUUGGUGUGCAGACGGCCCUGCUCAUAAAAGCCGUGCCAGAAGAGCAGCGUUUGGCCAUGGCCAUCAUCCUGGUCAUGUGGGUCUCAGCUCUGGCCUCCUCCCUCAUCGACAACAUCCCCUUCACCGCCACCAUGAUCCCUGUCCUCAUCAACCUGAGUCAAGAUGCAGACGUCAACCUGCCUAUCAAACCCCUUAUCUUUGCACUGGCCAUGGGAGCCUGUCUGGGAGGAAACGGAACGUUGAUUGGUGCGUCGGCCAAUGUGGUGUGUGCAGGCAUCGCUGAACAACAUGGCUACGGCUUCUCCUUCAUGGAAUUCUUCAGGCUAGGCUUCCCCAUGAUGCUUAUGACCUGUACCAUAGGGAUGUGCUACCUGCUGGCCACAAUCAUCGGACUGGGCUGGACCCUCUAACCUGCUCCUCACUGCACUACCAAAGAGAGACUGUUUGAGUGAAUGUGUUUAGAAACAGAGAGUUUCAAAGUGUUGGACGCAGCUCAAAAGCCACAUGGAGAUCAAUCGUUCCUUCACAGAUUCAAAGUUGCAGCUCAUUUGGAAAGUGGUGGACAUCAUCUCGAGUACCUAGUCACAUUGCAGUUAUAAUAUGCAGUAGUUAGCCUACAACAGCAUUACAACAACAGCGAUGUGUUGCAACAUGAGGAAAACAAGCUAAACCAAGUGAAUGGAUUAUAAUCUACACUACAUGGCCUCAGUCUGUAGAUCUCUCCAUGGUGCUCUUCAGUCUACAGCCCUCUCUUAUGUCUCCAUGGUGCUCUUCAGUCUACAGCCCUCUCUUGUCUCUCCAUGGUGCUCUUCAGUCUACAGCCCUCUCUUAUCUCUCCAUGGUGCUCUUCAGUCUACAGCCCUCUCUUAUCUCUCCAUGGUGCUCUUCAGUCUACAGCCCUCUCUUAUCUCUCCAUGGUGCUCUUCGGUCUACAGUGCUCAUUACACUGAGAGUAAUCAGAGGAGCAAGGCCUGAGUCUGCAUGGCUCCCCAUGGUGCUCUUUAGAUCAGCAGGGCUCUCCAUGGUGCUCUUUAGAUCAGCAGGGCUCUCCAUGGUGCUCUUUAGAUCAGCAGGGCUCUCCAUGGUGCUCUUUAGAUCAGCAGGGCUCUCCAUGGUGCUCUUUAGAUCCACAGGGCUCUCCAUGGUGCUCUUUAGAUCAGCAGGGCUCUGCAAGGUGCUCUUUAGAUCAUCAGGGCUCUCAAUGGUGCUCUUUAGAUCCACAGGGCUCUCCAUGGUGCUCUUUACAUCCACAGGGCUAUCCAUGGUGCUUCUGCUUAUAUGGGUAUAUUAUAAAAAUAUUUAGAUUUUUCAUGUAAUUUCUUUGGUACUCAAACAUUUGAAUCCUAGCUCAGCUAGAUUAUAUGGAUUCAUCAUCAUGCCCCUGAUACCCAAUAAAAGGGAUGUUUCUGUGGCCUAUUAAAAGGUUGUAUGUAGUUGCCUGACUUUGGGCUGGAUUCAAUUAGAUUGACAUUCGCAUAGCUGUUACUGUAUCAUCCCUCCAGCCCUCUGUUACUCAGAAACACUGCUACUGUAUCAUCCCUCCAGCCCGGAGCAGCCCUGUUACUAAGAAACACUGCUACUGUAUCAUCCCUCCAGCCCGGAGCAGCCCUGUUACUAAGAAACACUGCUAAUGCAUCAUCCCUCCAGCCCGGAGCAGCCCUGUUACUAAGAAACACUGCUACUGUAUCAUCCCUCCAGCCCUCUGGAGCCCCGUUACUCAGAAACACUGCUACUGUAUCAUCCCUCCAGCCCGGAGCAGCCCUGUUACUCAGAAACACUGCUACUGUAUCAUCCCUCCAGCCCUCUGUUACUAAGAAACACUGCUACUGUAUCAUCCCUGCAGCCCUCUGUUACUCAGAAACACUGCUACUGUAUCAUCCCUCCAGCCCUGUUACUCAGAAACACUGCUACUGUAUCCUCCCUCCAGCCCUGUUACUCAGAAACACUGCUACUGUAUCAUCCCUCCAGCCCUGUUACUCAGAAACACUGCUACUGUAUCAUCCCUCCAGCCCUCUGUUACUAAGAAACACUGCUACUGUAUCAUCCCUCCAGCCCUCUGUUACUAAGAAACACUGCUACUGUAUCAUCCCUCCAGCCCUCUGUUACUCAGAAACACUGCUACUGUAUCAUCCCUCCAACCCGGAGCAGCCCUGUUACUCAGAAACACUGCUACUGUAUCAUCCCUCCAGCCCUCUGUUACUCAGAAACACUGCUACUGUAUCAUCCCUCUAGCCCGGAGCAGCCCUGUUACUAAGAAACACUGCUACUGCAUCAUCCCUCCAGCCCGGAGCAGCCCUGUUACUCAGAAACACUGCUACUACAUCAUCCCUCCAGCCCGGAGCAGCCCUGUUACUCAGAAACACUGCUACUGUAUCAUCCCUCCAGCCCUGUUACUCAGAAACACUGCUACUGUAUCAUCUCUCCAGUCCUGUUACUCAGAAACACUGCUACUACAUCAUCCCUCCAGCCCGGAGCAGCCUGGUUACUCAGAAACACUGCUACUGCAUCAUCCCUCCAGCCCUCUGUUACCCAGAAACACUGCUACUGCAUCAUCCCUCCAGCCCGGAGCAGCCCUGUUACUAAGAAACACUGCUACUGUAUCAUCUCUCCAGCCCUCUGUUACUCAGAAACACUGCUACUGCAUCAUCCCUCCAGCCCGGAGCAGCCCUGUUACUCAGAAACACUGCUACUGCAUCAUCCCUCCAGCCCGGAGCAGCCCCGUUACUAAGAAACACUGCUACUGUAUCAUCCCUCCAGCCCGGAGCAGCCCCGUUACUAAGAAACACUGCUACUGUAUCAUCCCUCCAGCCCUCUGUUACUCAGAAACACUGCUACUGUAUCAUCCCUCCAGCCCUCUGUUACUCAGAAACACUGCUACUGUAUCAUCCCUCCAGCCCGGAGCAGCCCCGUUACUAAGAAACACUGCUACUGUAUCAUCCCUCCAGCCCGGAGCAGCCCCGUUACUAAGAAACACUGCUACUGUAUCAUCCCUCCAGCCCGGAGCAGCCCCGUUACUAAGAAACACUGCUACUGUAUCAUCCCUCCAGCCCUCUGUUACUCAGAAACACUGCUACUGUAUCAUCCCUCCAGCCCUCUGUUACUCAGAAACACUGCUACUGUAUCAUCCCUCCAGCCCUCUGUUACUCAGAAACAUUAAGAACAAUAAAACCUUUAAC